GGACACACAGCUAUCCUUAGCCAAUCUCUUGGUGGACAUUGGCCGCUAUGAAGAAGGCGUACAGCUGCAUAGCAGUGUCAGGGACUACUGUCAAAGAAUGCUGGAUGAAAGAAAUGACCAAGAGACUUAUGAAGUACUUCAGCGUCUUCUUUCAGCGGUAUUGGUAUGGCUUACUUGUUACAAGGGAUGACAGAAAAGGCCUUUGAAGCUUACAAUAAAUCUGAGGAAUUAUUCAGAAAGUGGAAAAGACAGAGCGGUGUCUUAACCUGCAAGCAAAACUUGGGACUAUUGACCAUGAAUCAAGAGAAAUAUGAGGAGGCCAUUCAAAUAUAUGAAGACUGCAUGAAGGGCCUGGAGAAGAUCCACUUUGGAAGCACAUACCAUGAAUUGGGAAAUUUGAUGACCAAUAUUGCACUGUGUUACCGUCGUUUAAACAGACUGGAUGAUGCAGAGAAGAUGUAUUUCAGGUCCCUUGAAAUGAAAGCGGCAGCGGUUGGCUGGGAACAUACCUAUGUGGCUUUGGCUUAUGGCAACCUGGCAACGCUUGAGCUUUAUCGUGAAAAACCAAAUUACGAGAAGGCUUUGGAAUACAAUAUCAAAACCACUGAAAUAUAUAAGCUGAAUGAAAUAUCUGAGGAUGACUUCCAGUAUCGGAAGUUCCUGGAGAACCAGGCAAUGAUCCUGUAUCGGCUGGGAAGGCAUGAUGAGGGAGUAACGUUGUUCCUGCAUGUCCUUGAUAUCCUUGUCCGCAACAAAGCCGUCCAUCAGCGUAUCAAGACCGUCAGUAAUGAGAUCCUACAGUACCUAUUCAACAACAAGCGUUAUGUGGAGGCUGAGCAGGUCCUGCUUGUGCUCCUGGAGCAUGAUCCAGACCCGGUCUCCUACUUCAUCCUGGACUUCAUGGACAUCCUCCAGCCCCGGGAUCAGCCCCGGCCUCAACACCUGACCCUGGACCAUGGACUUACCAUCUGGCCUGGUGAUGCCACCUUGUGUCAGCAGAAAGCUGUGAAGCACCUGAUUCCAGCUGGCGCAACCGAGGAGUUGCUGCAGCUGCUUCCCACCAUGAUCAACGCUGACUACAACACGGCAGUGUACAAUGCUGCAGCAAAAUGGUGCACUGAUGCAGGUAGAGAUGAUAUGGCUGUGGAGGUGCUGGAAGCUGGACAUAAAGCAUACCCAGACCAUAUUGCCUAUGAGACUCAGUUGAUUGACUUGCUGAACAAGCUGAAGCGUUACCCUGAAAUCCUUGUGCACUCCAAGAAUGUUUUCGAGGUGGAGAAAAGACAAUCCCGGUCUGUUCUUGGUGUCCGGCUAUGCCAAUCUGAUGUGUGGCAACAUAGAUACUGCCAAGGAAAUGCUCAGCAAGGUUCUAUGCAUGAAUGAUGAACGUCUGGCUGCCAUGGCUAAGGACUUGUUGGAUAAGUUAUCCAAUAUGAUGGAACAGUCAUCUACUGAAGAAGACAGUAAGGCGAACACUGAAUAAGAGCUGAAGAUGGAUGAUAAGGAGAGUAUACAGAAAUGUCAGCUGAUUUUAGAGAGACUGAUAUCAAUAUGUUGAUAAUCAGAAACAGUCGCUAUGUAAUUUUCAUUAGGAGAGACUGGCGAAGACAAUUCAGAAAGUUCUUUGGAUAAGCCAUUAACUUCUGUCUUUGUUUUACAACAUGUUGUUUGUUUUGCUUAUUUAAGAAAUGCAUCAGAUAACAUCUGCCUUGCUGUUUCUAUCAAAUCUUGUGCACAAUCAAUUUUUUUAAGCCUUCUAAGCCUUCUUCAGAUUGAUUUUGCCAUACAUCUGUGAAGAACUGUAUCACCUGAAGCCGCCUCUCAAUCAAUUUAUCUUGCUUCACUGAAGGGGUCGCAGGCCAAAAGGAUAUUGAUACUAUUUUAGACUCAGAGAGGUAGAGUCAAUAAAAGAGUAUCAUAUGUACACAUCAUAGCAUAGGAAAUAAACAUGACAUCCUUGCCUGACUGAGGAAUUGCACAGAUAUUGAAGCAGUUGACCAGUAAUGUCCUUUGUAAGAAUGUAACGGACAAUUUACACAGAGAUGCCCUGUAUAGAAUGAAACGUCAUAAAUCCAGACAGGAGCAGUCACUGUCAUCCACCUUCAGAAGAGUCCAGAUUAUCAAGUUUUCAAUGGAGUAAUCACCCAUAAUGUGAGGUUUCCAUAUUACUAGAUCUGGCUGAGGUUUCACUGCUUGAAAUUUGACCUGGGAAUGUUAAACCAAGUCACCAAGGGGCAUGUGUCUUGAUGUACCAAACAUGUUUGUAUUUGGAGGGAUGAUUUAGGGGAAGGUUGUCCAAAAGUUGAUAAAUGCAUUCUGUGAUGUUUAUGUUUUAUUUUAACCUUGCUUUAAUUCAUACAUCUAUUAUCAGAUACACAUAUUAGUUAUGUUUAUGCUGUUAUUCAUUUUUAUGUUACUAUAGUGUAGAAGUAUUUUUAUACAAUCUUGCACUGUUGUGCCUUGACAUUUUUAUAUUUCUUAACUUCUUAUUUUACAUUAUGGUCAAUAAAUCUUUGUAUUACGCAAGAACUGAUUUGCAAGUUCUGUUUUGUUUGGACAUGACAACAAACAGGGUUAGAUUUUAUUUGAAAGUUUGAACUCAAAACAUUUUUACCAUGUGAAAGUUGAAAUUAGAUAAUGAUUGUGCCCACCAAUGGUGAGUUAAUAAUCUUAAAUCUUCUGUUUUUAGAAGUUUUUCCAGUACUCUAAAACAAUAUAUCUAACAAAAUAUAUUGCUUUGGAAAAGGAAUAGAAUUACCUUUUAUCAGUUUGUUUUGAUGGAUUACAACAUCCAUGCUGUAUUUUUAUCCCCUCUGCAUGUAGUGCGGGGGAUAUAGUCAACGCCUUGUUCGUCCGUCCGGUUUGGUAGAUAUAUCAAACAGAACCUGAAGUGGUGCUCUUGCUAUUUACAGAUUUAUGUCAUUUGUAUUGUCCCCUGCCGUGCGUUUAGCGAAGCAGGGGAUAUAGUAUUAGGCUCCUUCCAUAUACAUACGUCCAUACGUCUGUAUUCGA
Molecule: messenger RNA, 3012 nt
Organism: Haliotis rubra (blacklip abalone)
Lineage: Eukaryota; Metazoa; Mollusca; Gastropoda; Lepetellida; Haliotidae
Exons: 10
Coding region: 166-1383 (405 amino acids)
Molecular function (GO): protein binding
Source: RefSeq, a predicted model, not a curated record